Molecule: messenger RNA, 666 nt
Organism: Aspergillus piperis CBS 112811
Lineage: Eukaryota; Fungi; Ascomycota; Eurotiomycetes; Eurotiales; Aspergillaceae
Exons: 4
Coding region: 1-666 (221 amino acids)
Source: RefSeq, a predicted model, not a curated record
AUGCUUUCAUCCACUGACCAAUCCAAACUCAUGCGCAGAGGGCUGCGGUCACGUUACAGUCACGGGAUUGAAAAAUCCCAGUAUUUCGGUGCAAUUAUGUGGGUCACAAAAUCCAAUUUCAACGUCGUGGAUAGAUCACUCGGCUUCAGAGUUGGGCAAGGACGAUUUACCGGAACUAUCGAGCCAAAUCCUGGUCACGGAAGUACAAUUGCCACAGGCAAGGCUGGACUAGAAACAUCCGAAGUAAGACAGCUCGCAAGAGAAGGCAGAUGGGUGGCAAAUCGCAUCGCGAGCACCGAGAUUGAGCAGCUCGCCAAUGCUGAGGAACUGAAGGCUGCCUUGCUCGAGUUGCUAUGGAUUCUGUACACCAUCUUCUCGUCGAAAAACCCCCUCUUCACCAAGAAAGGCCGAAAUUUCGAGCACCUCGACCAGACGAAGCGUGCCACGUCAGUCAGUCUCCGAGCUUUAGUGCAGCUGCACGGGUUCGACAGUAGGUGCACCGUACCACAGUCAGUAUCUGCCAUGGCUGAUGUACAGAGCCGACAUCCUAUCAUAUUGGCCGAGGAAGGCAGGCAAAUGAAGAUAAACCCUGCACCCGAGCGGGGACAAAUGCGGGAUUAUUCGUCUGCAGAUGUGGGAGAUCAGCUGAAGAGAAUCAGUCCCUAA